This is a messenger RNA of Haliotis rubra (blacklip abalone), 3702 nucleotides long. RefSeq names its product serine/arginine-rich splicing factor 7-like. The transcript is spliced from 5 exons. The record is from RefSeq and is a predicted model, not a curated record. Bases 52 to 1209 code for a protein of 385 amino acids. Lineage: Eukaryota; Metazoa; Mollusca; Gastropoda; Lepetellida; Haliotidae. Gene Ontology annotation, molecular function: RNA binding.
GGUUCCGCGCGACAUCAAGCUACAACUGCAAGUGGUUGAUACGCUACUGGGAUGUCUGUGUAUGAUGCAGCAUGCGGGGGCUACCGUGUGUUUAUCGGGGCUCUCGGGGCGGCAACUGGGAAAGGACAUUUGAUCAAAGAUCUCCAAAAGUAUGGACAAGUCUUAGACCUCUGGCUUGCCAGAAACCCCCCGGGAUAUGCGUAUGUUGUUUACAGCAAAGCUAGAGAGGCCGAGUCGCUGGUCCGAGAAAGGAACGGCAGGAUGCUUGCCGGGCGGAGAGUUCGAGUGGAGCAUGCUCGUCCUUAUUUCAGUAGGUCUGCGACAUCAACACUGCCUUUCCAUCUCAUAGCAUCUCGGUUACGACGAAAUUCAAAAUUAAGGUCAAGGCAGCGAUCAAGGUCGCCUAGGAACGCGCGAGCACGAGACCACGGAAUACUGAGGUCAUCAUGCAAAUGCAACAGUGAAAGAUUCCGGUGUUCUAGUACUUCCUCAACUUCAAGGACACCUUCCCGCUCAGAGACACAACGCAGGCACGAUUCAUCCGACAAAAGAAGAAAACGUUACAAGCACCACUGUAGUCGAAAGAAACGAAAUCCAUCAAGAUCACGUUCCAGUUCCAGUUCCAGUUCCAGUUCCAGUUCCAGCUCUCGUUCCAGCUCUCGUUCCAGUUCUAGUUGCUGGAGCAGCUCCAGAUCUCAGCCCACGUCCAGACAUAGAUCGAAGCGUUCAGACACCGAUGUAUCACUGAAGUACUUCAAAUGCAAGGGUACACAACGGAAUAACAAAAGCCCACUAAGUUCAAGCACUAAGAUAGGUGAUAUGUCAACUGGGAUCGAGAGCUGGACAACAGAUGACGAUUUACCCAACAUUGAACUAUACGACGCACCACUCAGCGGCAGGAACAUUGCUACUUCAGAGAUUACAAUAAGUGAAAAUACAAUGUCCCAACCUCAACCUACCCUAGUAUCAUCAGCCGUGAUGAGUUCUACAUCAGCUGACACAAACAUCGGCAUAGACAGGACAGAACGUUCCUUACAUGGACAAACCAGUCAGUGUCAUAUUCAGAGAGCCUCACAAAACAUAUCAAAUACACAAAAUGAACAAUUGUUAAACGCUUCGAAUCAAAACGAAACGGUGUUGUGUUCUCAUGUACCAGUAACCAUUGAAACUCAACCACCCCAACAAACAUCAAUAUCCUAUCCAACGUGAAUAGCACAGGCGGUCAGGAUGAUUCUCAUCAGCAAAUCUAAACACACGCGUGUGGAAGACGCCCCUAUCAUCUUCACAGAGGGGGUUCUCCUAAAAAGGACGAAAGUGUAGCUGUUCAAAGCCGGUGCCAAUGCCAAUGAGAUGUUUGAAGUAGAAGAGUGUUCUUUGUAUUAGAUAAUUCCCGUGUGAAAAUGAACUACACCACAGUAGUUUGUGUUUGAACACUGACAUGCAGAUUGCCACGUUGGUUUGUUUUAGAACAUUCAGUACACGAAAAACACGCUGCAUAUUUAUCUGUGUAUUAAACUGAAUUGAUCUCUGCUACUAGUUCUGACUACGUGGAAACAGCUUCCACAUGUCAUGCUCACUUUGCUGGCUUUGUAAACAUGUUAUGUAUUACUGCUGUGGUUGAUGGGUAUUUAUACUGCUGGUGUGUAUCUCCCUUUCAUUAAGAGUGUAGCCUGUCUUUUGCAGCAAAGAGUUAUCACGUAAAUAUGAUGUGCCUUCAAAAUAAUUUCAUGCCUCAUAUUUACGUCGUAUUGGUAAACUUAAGUCGCCCACCUUCGUCACUUUUAUAAUAAUCAUGGAAUCACACUGCAGGGAUAUAUAAUCAUGAAAUAGAUAGUUCUGAUGGGUCGUCAGGAGUAACUUUGACAGUCAGAGGUAGAACGGUACCAAACACGACCACAAAUUGUCCAUGGACCAUGCAAUUCCUCCAUGUACAUGGGUAUGGAGUCAUCGUUGAUUCUGACACAUCAGUAAAAAGUCGUCGGUUGCUCGGAGCUUUUAGUAUGAGUUCCUAUCCACAGUAACACCUAGGCCCCCUACUCAUGCUUGGAGGCGGUUUUGUAACCAGACAAGAGGUAGAAAAUAUGUUCAGAAAAUAUGUUCACUUUGAAACAGGUUUCUGUUGACAGGAAAUGGUAAUGAUCACACAGGGCUCCGUUCAAGUCCAGGAUCGAUCAGAAAAGAGGCUUAAUGAAAUCUAGCUGUUCAGAGUUCUGUUCUUGAGAUCUGAGUUCUGAUCAGACGAUUCUAAGUCGUUCUUAUUAGACUAGUCCACAUGGUCUACGGCCACACAUUGUAGCCUGACGGCAGUGGCGACUCAUUUGGCACAUCGCUAAUGGUCUCUUGUAACGCUUGCAGAUGAGUCAAGAUUUAGCCUUGACUUUCGGAAUAUGCGGACGUGUCUGGAGGAGUGCUACUAUUGUAAUGCAAAUGUUAACGUGAGACAACAUGGAAGAAUUGGGUGGGCCAGAAACGAUAUGGUGCUGGAUCACUUUGGCUGCCAGAAUGUAUUGUAUCAGUUGAAUGGUCGCUGGACAGUACUACUGACACACAUACUUAGCACGCCGUACUCGUCCACGUUGUGGUUCCCUUUCACGACAGUCGUGCAUUCAGCACCAAAACAUCACUGACGUACGAAGGCCAAGCACGAGUCAUUCCACUGAUAGGACUAAUGUAGGGCGCGCUCAGGAGGCGCAAAGGUGUCAAAGGUCCAGGCAACUGCGUAAGGCGAACUGCACCAGACACUACAAAAAGAGUGGACACAAUUCCCACAAACUAGAGAUGGGAGUUUGAUUGGGGCCACGACACGACACAAACACAUUUUUAACCUUCAUGCGAGCCUGAUCCGUUACUGAUCAAGUCGUCUCCAAAUUUCAUUUUUGACAACACACUUGCAAUCUUGUAUCUCUCCUGGUUGUUUACACAGGUACAGGGUAAUCGUAAUUAUCAGUAUAUAAUCGUAUGAACCAGGCACUGAGUUUUGAUAGUUCCGGUAAUCCUAGUUUUGUUAAACUCUAUACAUUAACCCUUACAGUUAUUUGGCGUUUUCAGUUUGUUUUCCCACCAAAAGGCGCUUUACCAAACUACCUGGUCCAACUGAUGAUAGAACAGCCACUUAGCCUGAUUCUUACUGAUAUGUGUAAAGGAAUGUAUCUGUCACAACAGGAGAACGUAUACACGAUUGUACUUGUGUGUGAAGCUGCUUAUACUAGUCGGGACUGAUGCCGGCUUUAUUGUGCCAGCUCACUGAGAUACCAAGCCACAGUUUUACACGGAUGACCUGCUCAGACGCAACAAACUGAUCCCCAGCUGACUAACAACUUGAUGAGGUCUAGGCAAGGAAACAACAAGUACCAUGUUUUGACAUCUUUUGGUGUGACGUGGCAGUGGAUUGAAACACUGAUCUCCAGCACUGCGGGCAAAGGGUCUUUCCACUCCACCACUCAGGCGUUCGAACUUCAUAGUAACUUCAUGUACCUGUAGUGAACUGACAAUACUCAUAAUUAAUGAGGGCUUAACCUGUGAAUGAAAGUUUUGUUGACGGUUGAAGAAUAUAUUGUGUAGUGUGUGUUGCGAAUGGUGGUAGUUGCUAGUGUCUAUAUUUGACCUGUCCCUUAAUUUGGUGGAAUAGGCUAUUGCCGAGUAAAAAUACCAUUACGGCUGUUGCGUUAUGACUUCAGGUUACAAUAAAUGCACAUGCGCAUG